AUGGACGGUAUUCAAAUGGAGCCUAUCGGCAAGUACAAAGCCGAUCGUAACGGAUCCGCUAAGGCGGCCGCUUGGCGUAACAUGGUCGACCAGGACUUAGACGACGUUGCAUUCUUGGCAGAUACAGACAAGGCGAGAGAAGCAAGGGAAUUAGGCGAUGCACCUGUUGCAGUAUGUUCUCAACGACGUGCACUAUGUUUAGCAGCGCUGGUCUUCUCGGCUAUGUUUGCGACAGCCCUGCUUGUGGUCUAUGCCACUCCUCAGCCAGAAUGUCCAUGUUUGAGCGAAUCUGACCUCAUACCGGGUCAGCCACCGACGGGUUCAGAAGAAAAUGCGACAUCCGCAAACAAAGAUAGGAUAGCCAGCAACGGGAUGGUGUUUCCGUGGCGCGGAGCAAGACUGCCAACUUUCCAAAUACCGAGACACUACAAUCUGUGGUUGCAUCCGAAUUUGACCACUGGGGAGUUGAGAGGGGAAGUUUCCAUAGACUUCAAAGUGGAUCGAGACACAUUAUUCCUGGUCCUCAACGUUAGAGAUAUGAACGUAACGGAACGAGCAUUGUUCAAGGGUGGCGGCUCUCUGGGACCUAAGGUCGCUAAGGUUUUAGACUACCCACCGGCCGAUCAGACUUACAUCGAGUUUAAGGAAAAGCUACGUCGCAAGUUCAACUAUACACUGAGUUUACGAUUCAUUACAAAAUUGGAUCGAAGCGACAAGCAACGUGGAUUCUAUCUAACAGCGACUCACCGACAUCGUUGCGCGGUUUCUCGUUUCUGGUUGACACACGCCCGCUCAGCCUUCCCAUGCCUUGAUGAACCUCACCUCAGAGCGACGUUUAAACUGACCAUCGUCAGGGACAGAUUCCACGUGUCCCUCACAAAUAUGCCAAUUGUGGCUACUGAAGAAGCUGGCUUCUAUUUAGGGCAUAGAUUGCUGCAAGACGAAUUUGCCGUAUCGCCUCCAAUGUCGACGCACAUGAUGGCUCUCGCUGUGUGUCGCCUCCAGCGCAGGGCUGCGCCCCCUCUCGUCGAACCGACACCGGAAGUGACCGAAGCCCCGCCGGAAGACUUCAUGCCGGCACCGGAAGUCAGUUUAUAUAGCGAUCAGCAAGUUAUACUGGACGAAUCUGAGCCAUUAUUGGAAUGGGUGCAGAAGACAAUUCAACUGUUUGCAUUUGAAUUGAAUACGUCCUAUCCCUUACCAAAGUUUGAUAUUGUAGUGGUCGAAGGAGGCAAUCAGUACUCAGAAGGAUGGGGCCUCAUAACACUCUCGCCAUCGCUACUGACGGACACGAAAGCCAUCGCGAGAUUAUUAGCACAACAGUGGUUCGGCGGGCUGGUGUCCCCGCGCUGGUGGAGCUCGCAGUGGCUGCUGGAGGCGCUGACGUCGGUGCUGGGCGAGCGCGCGCCGGCGCUGGGCGGCAGCGCGGCGCCCGCCCCGCAGCAGGACGCGCUGCUGCUGGACCACGUGCUGCCCGCGCUCAGAUUGGAUUCGAGUUAUUCCGUACGAGCGGUCGCCUCGCCGAGACUAGACAAAGCGGACAUUGAAUCCGCUACCGAUGACCUCUCAUUGCACAAAGGCGCAGCUAUAGUCAGCAUGGCGAUCGAAGCAGCCGGACAGGAAGCCGGUCGCGCUGCGCUCGCGCGACUGUUGCGCGAUCAUCGCUCGGCUAGCGCUGACGCUAGAGAUCUCUGGCGCGCUCUCCAGCACGAAAGCCCAGAGGACGCCCCCGCCCACGCGUGGGAUGGCUGGUGUGAGAGACCCGGAUACCCACUUCUUUGCGCCAAAGUAUCUGGAAACGAUGUUGUUCUGAGACAGGAAAGAUUCGUCAUGUCAGCCGACCCUCCAGACCCCGAGCCCCCGAUGCUGACCAGUCUCCUCACUCUGGAGCUACGAGCUGAACUCGAUGAGCUGUUCUAUGAACCAGAAAACUUCACGGAAACAAUAGAAGAGGAUAUAAAUUCCACAACAACGACAACACCGACUCCGACAACGACAAAACAAACGACAGUCAAAACAACGAAAGCUCCCCCCGCCCCCAAGUGGGUGAUACCGGUCACCUUCUCCGUGGGACCGAUAAACAGCGAUGAAGAAGAAUUGGAGAAUAUUACGAAACAAUGGAAGAACGUUACUGAGAAUAUGCAGAACGGUACUUGGUACGACAUUGUUAAUGACACAAAACACACAUCGAGAUGGCUGGAGAACGUCACGUAUUUAAUUUGGAUUAAUGAUACUGAAAUGGUAAUCCCAGAGCUGGGCAAACAUAAAUGGGUUAGAUACAACGUGGGCGCACGGGGUUUAUACCGCGUUGCGCCUCUCGACCGGAAUGCUGGCGAGGUACCAAGGCGAGCCGCGGAACUAUACGCUAGUGGCGCGCCCGCGGAAAGGGCUCUUCUACUGGACGACGCCUUCGUCCUCAGCAGGGCUGGUCGACUGCCUGCCAGUAGGGCUGUGGCUGCCGCGGCCCACCUAACUACCGAACGUCACUGGGCGGUAUGGAAAGUGGUGGUCGGUCACUUAUCCUGGUGGAGGGAACUGCUCCAAGUCGCAGCAUCAGGACCUCACCUCCAGAACCUCCUCAGCACCCUUCCUCCAAGAUUACCAUUGUAUACCCAUCAGGAUUUACAGGAUCCUGGGCUUGAUGAAGACCAGCUGUGGUUAAGUGGAGCGCUACUAACAGCGGGCGUGGAGUGGGGGAACGAGAACGUGACAGAACAGGCCUUGGAGCUGUUCGACGGCUGGCUGAACGAAAACAAAUCUAUACCCGAGAUAUAUCAGGAGGCGGCGCUCACGGCGGGGGUGAGGCGGCGCGGCGCGGGGGCGUGGCGCGCGUGCUGGCGGGCGCUGCUCGCCCCGCCCACCGCGCCCGCCCCGCGCCCCGCCCCCGCGCCCUCCGCGCUGCUCGCCGCGCUCGCCUCGCCCGAGGACGACUGGCUGCUGUACAGGUUCGCAUACACGGUGCUAUCAAGCGAGGCGCAACGAGGCAGAGAGUGGAAGACUUGGGUGACGACACUGUGCCAGAGAGUUUGCAAAUGGCGCGGUGCGGCGGGAGUGUGGCGGAUAUUAAACAUUACGACGCUUCCGCCUUCCGCCCUACAAGCCGCCGCGAGGUGUCUCCACCAACCUAAGGACUAUUAUAGGUUCAAAGAGUUAUUCGGUGAUCAGAAGGGAGCUUCAAUAGCGCUAGAUACAAUCGCGCUAAACACGGCCUGGGUAACUCGAGCUGACGCGGAUCUUUUAUCAUACUUCAAUGCAGUCAACAAAAAACUGAAUUAA
Molecule: messenger RNA, 3276 nt
Organism: Melitaea cinxia (Glanville fritillary)
Lineage: Eukaryota; Metazoa; Arthropoda; Insecta; Lepidoptera; Nymphalidae
Exons: 27
Coding region: 1-3276 (1091 amino acids)
Biological process (GO): proteolysis; peptide catabolic process
Cellular component (GO): cytoplasm
Molecular function (GO): zinc ion binding; peptide binding; metalloaminopeptidase activity
Source: RefSeq, a predicted model, not a curated record